This is a messenger RNA of Colossoma macropomum (tambaqui), 5334 nucleotides long. RefSeq names its product serum paraoxonase/arylesterase 2-like. The record is from RefSeq and is a predicted model, not a curated record. Lineage: Eukaryota; Metazoa; Chordata; Actinopteri; Characiformes; Serrasalmidae. Gene Ontology annotation, molecular function: arylesterase activity. The coding region runs from base 42 to 1109 and encodes 355 amino acids. The transcript is spliced from 9 exons.
UAGUCCGUUGGUUACUGACCGAAAACAGUCAUCGCAGCAACAUGGGCAAGUUAGUGCUGCUGUCUGUUUUCGUGGUAGCUCUGGCAGCGCUGGUGGGAGAACGAUUCAUUGCGCUAAGGAAUCUAUCCCUGGCCUUCAGAGAACUCACUCAAAAUCACCUUCCCAACUGUCAGCUGGUUAAAGGAAUAGAAUAUGGAUCUGAAGAUCUCACCAUACUUGAAGAUGGACUGGCCCUUAUAAGCACAGGUCUGAAGUAUCCAGGCUUGCCAUGUAGUCCAGAUGCCGUUGGAAAGAUUGUUGCACUAAACAUGCGCUCCGGAGAGAAUCCCAUAGAGCUGAAAAUCGAAGGGGAUUUUGAUGCAAGUUCUUUCAACCCGCAUGGAAUCAGCGUGUAUACAGAUGAAAAAGAUGGCUCCAGAUAUUUAUUUGUUGUGAGUCACCCCCAUAGUAAUUGCCAAGUUGAGAUUUUUAAAUUUUUUGAAGAGAAAAACACUCUGCUGCACCUGAAGACCAUAAAGCAUGAAUUGCUGCAUAACGUGAAUGACAUCGUAGCUGUUGGAGUGGACAGUUUCUAUGCCACGAAUGACCACUACUUCACCUUUGAUUUGCUGAAGUUAUUGGAGCCCCUGUUUUCCUUAACCUGGUGCGAUGUCGUGUACUACAGCCCCGAGGAAGUUAAGUCUGUGGCUGGGGGAUUUCCUUCCACCAAUGGCAUUAAUAUCUCCCCCAACAGAAGGUAUUUGUAUGUGUCCGAUAUUAUGAAUCACAGAAUUGCUGUGAUGGAGAUCCAGAAGGACAACACACUGUCCCAUGUAAAGGACGUUGCAGUGGGCUCUCUCUGUGAUAACAUUGAAGUAGACAUGGAAACUGGUGAUUUGUGGUCUGGCUGCCACCCAAAUGGAAUGAAAUUCCUUACCGGUGAUAUGAACGAUCCGCCGGGCUCUGAGGUCAUUCGCAUCCAGAAUAUCCAUUCUGAAGAGCCAGUGGUCACACAGGUGUAUGCAGAUGAUGGUAGCGUGCUCAUAGGAUCUUCAGUGGCUGCGCCCUACAAAGGAAAACUUCUCAUAGGAACGGUUUACCACAAAACCCUGUACUGUGAUCUUAACUAGAAUGUCCACUUAAACAGCUUUGACUGGACAGUGCCAUUGAAUUUACAUUAUUUACAUGAAAUGUAAAUAAUACAAAAUAAAUUUAAAAUUGACAUUUUAGAGAAUUUUUAUUAUUAAUAAGUGUUAUUACGGAUGCACUGUGAUAACAAAUCAUACUCAUGUCAGCAGAUAUUUCCUAAAAAAUGUGAACAGCAUUGGCUUUACAUGAUGACACUUUCAUGCCGCAAAAGUUGCAAGCAUCACAACUUCAUGGAACAAGUUUUGUGAAACAGCCAAUCCAAUUUGCAAUAGCAGAUCAUGUGAUCACAUUGAACAAAGUACUUUCAAACCAUUGAUUUUACCCGAUUAGUGCAUAAGAAAGAGACCCAACUGCGUCACCUAGCCAGCUAGCACUAAAAGCUGUUUAAAUGGCUGCUUGUUCCAGCGUUUAUUCUUCUUUGUCUAGUAAUCAUGAUCUGCGUAACUAGAUUCAUUGAUUUCCUUUCUUGAGCCUCAUUUCCUCCCCUUAAUUUUGCGCAGAGCUCAGAUUCAUUUGGGAUCUAAAUGAUGAACACUAUUAGAAAAGGGAAAAAACAACAACAAUGACAACUAAAAACACGAAAAUGAUAAAAAUGCUGCAAAUAUGUAAAUUACACCUCAUGGAUGACUUUAUGUAGCGAGAACGAUAUGGUGUAUCAAAAUUAUGGCAGCUAAUUUAGCUAACUGGUGAAGUAACUCAAUGCAACUGGUUGCCUGCAACUUUGAUUGAUUGUGAAUUACUUCAUGCAGCUGUCAAGUUGCACAGAAAUUAAGAUGCAGGCAACUCACAGCAUGCAACUAGCAAUAAAAGAGCAUUAGUGAUGGAAAAAAGUGUCAUUGAAAUAUUUUUGGAAAUGUAUUAUUGUAAAAUGGAGAAAGCAAAGGGAUAAGUGUGGGAAGGGAUAUACAAUUUUAGAACUAUGUGGUACAUUUUGGAUUUUUUCAGUAUUGAAAAAAGUUAUUAAAUGUGAAUAAUCAAAGUUAUUAAAUGAGUGAUUCUUUUAAAAUAACUUGCCAUUUCAGUCAUACAGGUUAACUAUCAGAGCGCAGUGGUAUGUUGGGAGGUGUAGUAUUAGUGACAUUAAGCCAGACAGCUGUGUAAGGGGGUUUCUUAUGCUUUUUAGUUUUAAAAUGAAUUAUACUUUUUUAGAGAUAUGAAUAAUUAAUAGGAAGACCACUAGAGGGAGCCCACUUACCAGUAAUAAUAGAAAAAUGGUACUGUGAUAAAAGCCUAAAGCUUGUUUGCAAUUCCUGUUUUAAGUGCUUCUUUGCUUAAGACUGUCAAGGGCAAAUUUUCCAAAUUGUUACAUAAUUCAGUUUUUGUAAAUAUAUAAAGAGUCAAUCAGAGUUUGAUCAGAAAUGCUCCAUCCUGUAGAAACUUAUUGGCUUCUUUACAGCAGUGGUAACAAGAACCAGGGGUUGUGAUGUCUACAACACAAAUCAUUUCGUCAUAUUUUCCUUUUGUCAUAUUUUGAACGGGCUUUGUAAUGACUUCUGGAAAAAAGCCCAGGUAUUAGCACUGAAAUCUGUGCCCAUAAAAUGCAACCAGAUAAUGGACUGCUAGUUGAACAUCACAGGUUGCUGCUUUAGCUGGUUUACAAUUUAUAUUCUCUUUAUAACCGGCUAUGUUCUGUCCUCAUAAGAGUAGACUAAGCAGGUCAACAGAAAGCUAACCAGCUAACAGGCUGAUGCCACAAUAACAAAAGACAGACUUCACGUUUAAGCCUUUAAACAAGGAGUUACUUAAAACUGAGCCACACAAAGUAAAGAAUGUCACUUGCGUGCCUGUUAGGAGCUAAAGAUAUCUUUAGUUAAACCAGAGCCGACACAAAAAUCCAAUAUAGCACUGGGCUAUCACCACUAGCUUGAUGCUAACAUACAAUGUUGAACAUACAUGGAGCAUUAUCUUAGCACUGGUUUUAAAAAACAAUUUUCUAAAUUAAACUAAUACUUUAUGCUUUAUGGUUUCCUGCCUGUGUCCGACUCCCAGUGCAAACACAAUUGUGAAUUUAAAAUGAAAUUAGUUCAUCAGUGUGGAUAAUUUGUGUGGGCUAUAAAUAGGAUCCACUGAUUAAAGUGUUUCUCUUAUGCAGGUUCAGCUUUCUGAUGACAGAUCAAUUACAAAUAUUGGCACACGAGCACUCAAGCAUCCCUUUUUAAUAUUUUUACUUAUUCCCACAUGUCUAUCAUGUUAGGAUGUUGUAAGCAUUUAACAUAACAUUGAGUGCGUUUACAUGGACUCAAUAAUCUGAUCAUAAUCAGAUUUCCGCAGUUAUCAGAUUAUUCAAAUUGUCAUGUAAACACCAUACUCCGAUGUAGAAAUCAUAUUAAGAGCUGGAUUUCAGCUCAGUAAUCAGAUUUUUCAGUGCAUGCGAACUCUUACUCUGAUUUCUUUCAGACUUCUCAGUCUGCGCAUGUGCGAAACAGAUGGCGGUACCAGCGUUGCCGCGAGAUGGCAGCAAAACACUUUUAGAGCGACACUGAAACCAAACGCAAAAUUAAGGUUUUAGAUAUUCUUCAUGUUCUAGAUGAUGUAUGUUCAUAUUUUCAGAUAAAGUGGCACAAUGUUUUUAAAAAAAGAAGCUGCGGCAUGAAGUUCGAGUUUUAUGUCACAUUUACGCUGCGUCUUCUUCUGUGAAUUUACUGUUGUAAAUCAGAAAUCUGAUUACUGUCUGACUCAUGUAGACCCACAGUUUCCCCAUUAUCUGAUUACUCAAGUGCAUGUAAACAUGUUGAUCGGAUUACUGACGAAAUCUGAUUUUCUGCAGUUAUCGGAUUAUUAAGUGCAUGUAAACGCACUCAAUGUCUGCUUAUGAGGUGGAUAGGACAAAUCAAUCUUAAGCCAUGACAGCAAAGAACUUUUGCACUACUCUUGAGACUCAUUUAACCAAGAUAUUGGAAAAAACAGAAAGCUUUUUAAACUGAUCCUCCAAGGUCAAUAACUUCACCACUUUGUCUGGUUAAUUAUAUAUCAUAUAAUUGUGAUAUUAGCCACAAAUUUCACUGCAAGACUCAUUAAAGAAGGCAUUUGUUUCAUGAAGGUGUUUUCCCACUGCACAUUCAGAAACAAGAACCAACUGAACUUACACUUCUAGUACAUUUUCCACAUGCUUGACAGAAACCUGAAACAGUGAUAAUAACCAAGAUGAACAAUUUCAUGGCCUUUCUGGUCGUUUCAUGUCACUCUCAAGCGUCUAAUUUGGCUAGUCAAGUUAGCCACCUUGCAUGCUAGUUGGCUUACCUCGUUGGCUAAUAUGAAACGAUGCACUGCACUGUUCUGUGCUGUCACCCAAAUGUCUAAUGUUACAUUUACACCGAAUCGUGUAGAAUCCUAACAAAUUUUCAAUUUUUCUGUGUAAAAAUAUGAGCAAAAACACUUGUUCUGUGGCUGCUAGCAUAAAUGCUAAUAGCAUUAGCUUCUUAACUAGCUUAUGUCGCCUCAUGUUGAGCUCUCUACUGAGUUAUAAUUAUAAAAAUAGCUUUGAAUGCAUCAACUUACUGUCCUGCUUUACAUUCUGGUGUAUUUACUGGUCGUACAACAGUGCUGGGCAACUUCAUCUUGAAGUGUAUAGAAUUUGCUAAAUUGUCAUUAGCUUGGAUUUAUACCACUUAUAGAAGCUCUACCUGCUUUUGGAAAAUACGUACUUGGUUUACAGCCUCAAACCCGAAAAGAUUUUACCGUUAUUGCCAAUGUUUUGUCUGUUUUAAUUGUAUUUAUUGUUGUCUUAUCCACCCAGAUAUAUAGCCAACCUUUAGGACUACAAACAUUCUGAUUUGAUCUAUGCAUAUAAAAGAAUCAAAACUGACUCACUUUAAGUGUGCUUAGAAGAUCUCUUUCAGAUUUAUUUUGUGACCUUGACUGGACAUUUCCUGAUGUUAAACUGAUUGUGUAAUUUUGUGUGUGUUGCUAUGUUGUAUGCAGUACAGAAAUACGAAUGUACUGGAACUUUGAUACCUGUGUAACACAUUUCAGGUAUAAAUACUAAAUUGUACUUAGAACAUAUCGGCUAAUAUCAGAUGUCAGAUAUUGUUGAUUUUAAAAGCCAGGGAUGCCGCCAUUACUACUACCAACAGUGUGCCUUAUGAGAAUGUAUUUUCUUGAUUUUUGAGCAUGAAGUAAGCAAAGCUAUAUAAGAUGGAUUAUUGAGUGUCAUGUAACCUUGAUAUUACAUUGAUAUGCAAUAUUCAAAUAAAUGAUCUUUCUUUA